Messenger RNA from Parus major (Great Tit), 6441 nucleotides. RefSeq names its product ATPase phospholipid transporting 11C (gene ATP11C). Lineage: Eukaryota; Metazoa; Chordata; Aves; Passeriformes; Paridae. The record is from RefSeq and is a predicted model, not a curated record. Gene Ontology annotation, biological process: phospholipid translocation. Gene Ontology annotation, cellular component: endoplasmic reticulum; plasma membrane; trans-Golgi network. The transcript is spliced from 29 exons. Gene Ontology annotation, molecular function: magnesium ion binding; ATP binding; ATPase-coupled intramembrane lipid carrier activity. Bases 17 to 3427 code for a protein of 1136 amino acids.
GCCGGGCGCCGCCGCGAUGCUCCGCCGCAGCCUCAGCCGCCUGUGUGCUGGGGAGGAGAAGCGGGUGGGGACACGCACCGUGGUGGUCGGGCACCGGCCCGUGUCGGACACCGAGGCGUGCGUGGCACAGAAGUUCUGCGACAACAGGAUCGUCUCCUCCAAGUACACCCUCUGGAAUUUCCUCCCCAAGAACCUUUUUGAGCAGUUUAGAAGAAUUGCCAACUUCUACUUCCUCAUCAUCUUCCUCGUGCAGGUGAUAGUGGACACCCCAACCAGCCCCGUGACCAGUGGCCUCCCGCUCUUCUUUGUCAUCACUGUCACAGCUAUCAAACAGGGCUACGAGGACUGGUUGAGGCACAGAGCUGACAACGAAGUGAACAAAAGCAACGUCUUUGUUGUGGAAAAUGCAAAGCAAGUGCGGAAAGAGAGUGAAAAAAUCAAGGUUGGAGACAUAGUAGAAGUGAAAGCAGAUGAGACCUUCCCCUGUGACUUGAUAUUUCUGGCCUCCAGCAGCACUGAUGGGACCUGUUAUGUGACUACAGCGAGCCUUGAUGGCGAGUCCAAUUUCAAGACUCACUACGCGGUGCGCGACACCACCGUGCUCUGCACUGACGAAGCCAUCGACACCCUCACCGCCACAAUCGAGUGUGAGCAGCCACAGCCUGACCUCUACAAAUUUGUUGGAAGAAUUAUCAUCUACAGAAGUCACCAGGAGCCUGUAGCCAGGUCUUUGGGUCCUGAAAACCUGCUGUUGAAAGGUGCUACCCUCAAAAACACCAAGAAGAUUUAUGGAGUUGCAGUCUAUACUGGAAUGGAGACAAAAAUGGCUCUCAACUACCAAGGGAAAUCUCAGAAACGGUCUGCAGUAGAAAAAUCUAUCAACGCUUUCUUGAUAGUGUAUUUGUGCAUCUUGUUGGGCAAGGCCACUGUGUGCACGACUCUGAAAUAUGUCUGGCAGAGUAAUCCAUUUAAUGAUGAGCCUUGGUACAACGAAAAGACCAAAAAAGAGAGAGAGACCUUCAAGGUCUUGCGGAUGUUCACGGAUUUCCUGUCCUUUAUGGUCCUCUUCAAUUUCAUUAUCCCUGUCUCCAUGUACGUUACAGUGGAGAUGCAGAAGUUCUUGGGCUCCUUCUUCAUCUCCUGGGACAAGGAGAUGUUUGAUGAGGAAAUACAAGAGGGAGCGUUGGUGAACACCUCGGACCUGAACGAGGAGCUCGGGCAGGUGGAGUAUGUGUUCACAGACAAAACAGGGACACUGACAGAGAACAGCAUGGAGUUCAUCGAGUGCUGCAUCGACGGGCACAAGUACAAAGACUGCCUUUCAGAGGUGGAUGGCUUCUCCCAGACCGAUGGACCCCUCAAAUACUACGGCAAGGCUGAGAAGAGCCGAGAGGAGCUGUUCCUGAGAGCCCUCUGCCUGUGCCACACGGUUCAGAUCAAGGAGGCAGACCAGGUGGAUGGGCUGAUGGCACACCCAGAGCGCAAAUACACCUAUAUCUCCUCUUCCCCAGAUGAAAUCGCUUUGGUGAAAGGCGCAGAAAAGUAUGGUUUCACUUUUCUAGGACUUGAAAACAAUUUCAUGAAAAUACGAAACCAAAAGAAUGAAACUGAGAUGUACCAACUCCUGCAUGUGCUGAACUUCGACCCCGUGCGGCGCCGUAUGAGUGUCAUUGUGAGAACCAGCACAGGAAAGUUGCUUCUCUUCUGUAAAGGAGCAGACUCCUCUAUUUUUCCAAGGGUGCAGCAAGAAGAAAUCCAACAAACAAAAGUCCACGUGGACCGCAAUGCUAUGGAUGGCUACAGAACACUCUGUGUGGCCUUCAAGGAGCUGACUGAGAAGGAGUAUGACAGAAUUGACAGACAGCUCAAUGAAGCCAAGAUGGCUCUGCAGGACAGGGAGGAGAAGAUGGCCAAGGUUUUUGAUGACACAGAAGCAGACAUGCACCUGAUUGGGGCUACUGCUGUAGAAGACAGGCUGCAGGAGCAGCUGGCAGAGACCAUCGAAGCCCUGCACGCAGCUGGCAUGAAGGUCUGGGUGCUGACAGGAGACAAGAUGGAAACUGCCAAAUCCACCUGCUACGCCUGCAGGCUCUUCCAGACCAGCACCGAGCUGCUGGAGCUGACGGCGAGGACGGUGGGCGAGAGCGAGAGGAAGGAGGAUCGGCUCCAUGAGCUGCUGCUGGAGUACCACAAAAAGCUGAUUCAGGAUGUUCCCAAAAACCGGGGAGGCCUGAAGAGAAGCUGGACGUUGAGUCAAGAAUAUGGACUGAUUAUCGAUGGCUCAACGCUGUCACUGAUACUCAACCCCUCUCAGGACUCUGGCUCUAGCAAUCACAAGAGCAUAUUCCUGCAGAUCUGCCUGAAGUGCACUGCAGUCCUCUGCUGCCGGAUGGCCCCGCUGCAGAAAGCACAGAUUGUGCGAAUGGUGAAGAACACAAAAGGAAGCCCGAUAACCCUGUCCAUAGGGGAUGGUGCAAAUGAUGUCAGUAUGAUUUUGGAAGCACAUGUUGGAAUAGGGAUAAAAGGCAAAGAAGGACGUCAGGCCUCCAGAAACAGCGACUAUGCUGUGCCAAAGUUUAAACAUUUAAGAAAACUGCUACUAGCACAUGGGCAUUUAUAUUAUGUGAGAAUAGCACACCUUGUACAGUAUUUCUUCUAUAAGAACCUUUGCUUCAUUUUACCGCAGUUUUUAUACCAGUUCUUUUGUGGAUUCUCACAGCAGCCACUGUAUGAUGCUGCUUAUCUGACCAUGUACAACAUCUGCUUCACAUCGCUGCCUAUCCUGGCUUACAGCCUCCUGGAGCAGCACAUCAGCAUCGACACGCUGACCUCGGACCCUCAGCUCUACAUGAAGGUGUCGGAUAAUGCCAUGCUGCAGUGGAGGCCGUUCCUGUACUGGACCUUUCUGGGCGCCUUUGAAGGACUUGUGUUUUUCUUUGGGGUUUAUUUCCUUUUUCAAAACUCAUCGUUGGAAGAUAACGGAAAGGUGUUUGGGAACUGGACCUUUGGGACGAUUGUUUUCACCGUGCUGGUGUUCACCGUCACUCUCAAGCUAGCGUUAGACACCCGAUUCUGGACGUGGAUGAACCACUUUGUGAUUUGGGGCUCCCUUGCUUUCUAUGUGUUUUUCUCAUUCUUUUGGGGAGGAGUCAUUUGGCCUUUCUUGAAGCAGCAAAGAAUGUAUUUUGUAUUUGCUCAUAUGCUGACUUCUGUUUCCACAUGGCUGGCAAUAAUUCUCCUGAUUUUUAUCAGCCUUUUCCCAGAAAUUCUUCUAAUAGUUUUAAAAAAUAUAAAAGAGAAAAAUCAUCAGGCUGGCCCCUUCGAUCUGCCCGUGUUAGUGUCAUACAAACGUAUAGAGAAUGGUUAUGUGAAGGCUGAAGAUGCUGUCACUAAUUUGGCAGAAAGAUAUCCUCUCAGGAUACCUUAAAGUGCUCCACCCCACCACUGCAGGUUGUCAUGCUGUAGGAGAGCCGUGGUUUUACCCUGGCAGUGACCUCUGAUGUACCAAGAGCUGUGAGCAGCCGGGGCACUGGCCCCACGGUACCCGUUAGUCUUUGGUCUCGUGGCUUCCCUGCCCUCCCAGAAAAACCAAUUCUGCCAAAUCCUGCAUCGCUGGAGGCUGAGAAAGCAUCUUUAGGCAUUCACCCCAAGCAGCAUGGAUUGAAGUGCAGGAGUGCAGUGCCAGCCCCAUUUCACACGGGGGCUUCCUCUGCCCGCUGCAGAUCUGUCUGAGAGCUGCUCAGAGCUCUUGCUCUGCCUGACCAAAGAAGUAGCACAGACUUCAACCCAGAACCAUUCCCCUCCAGCCCCUGAAGGCAGUGGCAGGAGGCUGCUCCCCUCACACAGGAGGUGAUGCAGCCCCUCCAGCCGUGCUUCCCAGGUGCACACGGCAGGAUCAGCCAAAAAUUCGGGAGAAAUCUUCGCUGUUCCCUCCUCCAGCUGGAGCUGGAAACCACCUGUGCUCUGUCCACAGCAGCUGUCCGUGUGGAGACCUGCAGUGCUGGGAAGUGCCAGAGCAUCCUCCCACAGCCGCUUUGCUGCUGGGCUCAUUCCUGCUGGGCUCAUUCCUGCUGGAGGGUGAAGAAGAGCUUUUGUGGCUGGCUGUGAUGGAAGGGAGCUUUCGUGGGGGAGAAGGGAAUCCCACAAGUUGUGCUGUGGCAGACUCUGAGCCCCAGUGGCCAGGCUCCCGUGGCUGUGCUUACAUGACUGCGCUGUGCAGUCGCUCCAACACUUUGAAGGCCUGAGGGACAGUGUAGUCCUGGCUGAUCCCAGGGACAUGGGCUGUGCCUGCCAACCUGCAGGUGUACAAAACUGCAUCUUGAAUUAUUUGCACUAAGAAAAAAAGAAGACAGUUUAAAAUUGAAUACAUGAACCUGAUUUCAUUUUACAUUUUAUUUGUUUUUUAAAUUGGCAUGUUCUUUUUAAAUCUACCUGUACCAUGGUUGUAGGAACUUUCCUCUUUAGGUUCUGCACAGCAAAGGUGAGAUGCCUGACUCUCGAUAUUUUAUUUUUUUUUCCUCUGAUACUUUGUACGUGGAAAGAGCAGCUUUUUCUGUUGUGUUAAGUCAUGAGCAGUGGCAGAGCAGCCUGUGUGCCACAGGUUGGUGUGACAGCCCCUCCCUGGUGCUGCUGUCCCCCAGAGCAGCUCAGAGAAGCUCCGAGGCUCAUUCCAGGAGCAGCGUACAGCAGAACAGUUUGGGACUGGACUGAACAUUCCCCCAGCCAGUUUUGUGGAGCUGCAGGUUGUUAAUUUUUGUGAGAAUGCAGUCCUGCUCUCUGGCUGCCAUCCCUGCGGUUCGGAGCGGUGCGGAUCAGCUGCCGGCGAAUCCUCGGGCCUUGGCUGAGCGGAGAGGGGAGUGCUCGGGGCCAGCAGGGAGGGGACAGACGGUGCCAGCAGGGAGAGGACAGACGGACAGGACUCUGGACCAUCACUCUGCACUGGCCACACGUGGUGUGUGCGCUCCUCGCAUGCGAGUCGGGAGCGGCACUGCCAGCAUGUGUCCCCUGGGCAAAGCUUUGUUCCCUCCUUGCCUUUCUCUGCUUUCCCAGCUCAUUUCACAGACCCAGCAUUCGACUUGCAGACCUUGUCCUGUUCCCAACUUGCUGAAAUGUGGUGCCUACAGAUCAACGACAAAUACGAUGAAGAUAUGCUCUAUAUGCCAAAUCUAACCAUUCUCCUUAAAUAUACAGUUGCUGACUUGUGUUUACAUAACCUCUCAAAAAUGGGCGCUAAAAUGCCUAAUUCCUGUGAUUCAAAACCAUUCCAAGCCCAAAUGGUCCCAAGCCUGAUGCCUUGCUUCUCAGUUUGUUUUGUGUCAUGCUCUACUCCAAGGGUCAAAGUCUGUUCCUCUGCAAUUCCACUGUGGGAACAGUGAAGCUCAGCGUGUGUGAACUGUCCAAAUAGUCACAUAAACGGGAUAAUUUCUGCUGCCUGUCUCAGGACAGAGCCUUCUGAGAACCAAAUCUUUCUCUUGGCAUUUCCAAGUGUCCUGUCUCCAGCUGGAAGAAGCCACUGCAGUAGCUGGAUGUUCAAACCCAAGGUGUGUUUGCUGACGGGUGGGGUGGAAUUCACGUGGAGUGUCUUGUAAUAGCAGCUUAUUUUGGGAAAAUGCAGUUUUCCUUGGGCUUGGAUCUUCAGCCAGUGCACUGGUGCAGUGCUGGGUGCCAGGACAGCCCGGCUGUCCUGCAGAGGAGCUGAUCCUCAUCACUCAGCAGCAAAAACAAAAUUCCUAUUGCUGUGGGUGACUUGUGGAAUCAGGGGAUGCCCUCUGAGGUCAGAGAGGGGAAGCAGAAGUGGUGGUAGGGGCUGUAAGGUUGGAGAGGCAGGAGUGGGACAGGAGGCUGUGGUGGUGCUCAGUGAAAGGUCAGUAAAGGCUUCUCGGUGGAGAAACUUGAAGGAAAAAAGGCUGGGGUUUGCUCAUAAUAAUUUGUUGAAGUUUUAUCACUGGCUAGUGACACUGAAAGAUAAGGAAAGUAAUUAAGAUUCCCUCUAAAACUCUCAUGUGAUAACAGUGGAGCUUGGUGUAGUCGUAGAGACUUCUCAAAAACUAAUCCUAAUUGUUAUGAGAAUAUUAUAAAUGACUUGGAAUUGCAUAAAAGCUUCAAAUUGAAUUUGUAUACACACAGUUGAGAAACUUUCCUAAUACUGCACCAUUUAUCCAAUUUCCCAGCUACGAAUUUUUUUAAAAAACCAUGUAGUGUAUAGAAAAUGUAAAUUAUAUACAGGCAACGAGCAGAUACAUUUUCAGCUUCUUGCAAAGAAAAAGGACUGCAACCUUACAUUUUUUCACUUAAAUGCAAUUUUAUACAUUUAUGUUGCUUUAUAUCAAGGAAAUUGAAUGUGAAUGUUACCUUUUAUGAAUGCAACUUGCUCUUUUUUCAUUACAGAAACUUUUGUUUGAAGUAAUCAAUAAACUUUGGUAUGUUGUUCUGAUUAAUAUA